UGACGUGCCAACCAUAUGGCACUGGCAGCAGAGCUGGUACCCCCUUUGCUGGGUAGAGAUGCCACUCUCGCCUCCUUUUGGAUAGAGGACUGCAGGAGGCUGGAGCACCUCAAGGAGCCGCGUCCCGCUCCCAGAAGAUGCUGGGAACAAUGAAAUAAGAAUUCCUGCGGUCCGCCCGAAGCCACCAUGUUGACGCGACUUUUCAGCGAGCCCAGCCUGGUCCCCGAAGUCCCGAAAUUCCCCGGUUGGGCCGAGGAGUGCGAGGAGGAUGCCCGGAGCGAGAAGGAGGAGCGGGCGGGGAAGGGCUGCGCCCUUCCCGAGGAGCCGCCCGAGGGUUCGCUGGGAGAGAGCAAAGAGGAAGGGGAGCUAGGAGGGGACGAGGAGGAGGAGGAGGAGGAGGAGGAAGGCCUGGAGGAGGCGGAGGGCGAGCGGCCCAAGAAGCGCGGCCCCAAGAAGAGGAAGAUGACGAAGGCUCGGCUGGAGCGGUCCAAGCUGCGGCGGCAGAAGGCGAACGCCCGGGAGAGGAACCGGAUGCACGACCUGAACGCGGCCCUGGACAACCUGCGCAAGGUGGUUCCCUGCUACUCCAAAACCCAAAAACUCUCCAAAAUCGAGACCCUCCGCUUGGCCAAGAACUACAUCUGGGCUCUCUCCGAGAUCCUGCGCUCGGGCAAGCGGCCCGACCUGGUCUCCUACGUGCAGACUCUGUGCAAGGGGCUGUCCCAGCCCACCACCAACCUGGUGGCCGGCUGCCUCCAGCUCAACUCCCGCAACUUCCUGACGGAGCAGGGGCAGGAGGGGGGUCGGUUCCACGGCCCCAACGCCGCCUCCUUCGCCGUGCACCCCUACCCCUACCCUUGCUCGCGGCUGGCCGCGGCGCCCUGCCCGCCCGCCGCCGGUCCCGGGCCGCACGGGCUGAGGACACACGGCUACUGCGCCUCCGCCUACGAGAGCCUCUACGGCAACACCUCCCCCGACUACAACAGCUCGGAGUACGACGGGGGGCUCAGCCCCCCGCUCUGCAUCAACGGCAACUUCUCCCUCAAGCAGGACUCUUCAUCCCCCGACCACGAGAAAAGCUACCACUACUCUAUGCACUACUCGGCGCUGCCCGGCUCCCGGCCCGCCGCCCAUAACCUGGUCUUCGGGUCGGCGGGGAUGCGCGGGGGGGUCCACUCCGAGAACAUCUUCCCCUACGACAUGCACCUCCCGCACGAGCGGGGCCCCAUGUACGAGGAGCUCAACGCCUUCUUCCACAACUGACCCCUUCCCCACACCCCUCCCCAUCGCCGAGGUGGCGGGGAGGGGGGAGAUACCCCACCCCCCACAUCCCCAACCCCCCCCAACCCGCGGCAGCCCCGCGGAUCGGCCCCCGGGGCUCCGCCGUGGGCUUUGGUGCAAUAUGGGGACCCGGCCCCGGCGGCGGGUCCCCGCGCCCCGUGGGGACAAAGUGCUUUUUUGGGAGGAUUUUUCCCCUUUUCCUUAAUUUUUUUUAUUAUUAUUGUCGAUUCCGUUAUUUUAAAAUUUUCGUUAUUUAUUGCUAUUUCUUUAUUGUUUAAUGUAAUUUAUUUAGUUCUUUUGUUAUUAUCGCUGUUAUCGUCGUUAUUAUUAUAAUAACUAUUACAGCUAUUAUAACUACUAUAGUUAUUAUUAUUAUUAUUAUUAUUAUUACUAUUGUUACUAUUAUUAUUAUUAUUACUAUUAUUAUUAUAUUAAUUUAUUAUUUUCCAGGGGGAGAUGCCCCUCACGGGCCGACCCCCCCAUCCAGCCCACCGGAGCCCCCCCGGUGCCCAGCACGACCCUCUGGGUCGAGCCGCUUCGUUUCAUUUUUAAUUCGUUUUAAUUAAAUUUUAUAUAUUUAUUUUUAAAAAUAUUUUUC
Messenger RNA from Parus major (Great Tit), 1879 nucleotides. RefSeq names its product neuronal differentiation 2 (gene NEUROD2). Lineage: Eukaryota; Metazoa; Chordata; Aves; Passeriformes; Paridae. Bases 187 to 1263 code for a protein of 358 amino acids. The transcript has 2 exons. Gene Ontology annotation, biological process: regulation of DNA-templated transcription; nervous system development. The record is from RefSeq and is a predicted model, not a curated record. Gene Ontology annotation, molecular function: protein dimerization activity.